Messenger RNA from Pristis pectinata (smalltooth sawfish), 2396 nucleotides. RefSeq names its product bestrophin-4-like. The transcript has 11 exons. Bases 99 to 2396 code for a protein of 765 amino acids. NCBI's taxonomy places the organism in Eukaryota, Metazoa, Chordata, Chondrichthyes, Rhinopristiformes, Pristidae. The record is from RefSeq and is a predicted model, not a curated record. Gene Ontology annotation, molecular function: chloride channel activity.
AGAGAAAAAAAAUGAGCCUUCAGGAACCUUCUGGAAAUCAGAACUCGGACUGAAAGCGAAAGGAGAGCCACUAGCCUUAAAACAUAAACAGUUGCAUUAUGACAGUAACCUAUACAAGUCGUGUGGCCAAUGCCCGCUUGUGCGGGUUUUCCAAGCUAUUGUUGCAGUGGAAGGGCAGCAUAUAUAAACUAUUGUACAAGGAGUUCCUCAUCUUUAUGCUGCUUUACCUCACUCUCAGCUGCACCUACAGGUUUAUGCUGAAAGAGAGCCAGAAGCGCUUUUUUGAGAAAAUGGCCAUCAACUGCAACAAUUAUGCUGAUUUAAUCCCAAUGUCAUUUGUGCUCGGGUUCUACGUCAGUCUGGUUGUGUCACGUUGGUGGAACCAGUACCAGAGCAUGCCAUGGCUUGACCGCCUCAUGUGUACUGUAUCCUGUCACGUCCAAGGCACAGACGAAUAUGGCAGGAUGCUGCGAAGGACAUUAAUGCGCUAUGCAAACCUUGCCUCCAUUCUCACCUUCCGUUCAGUCAGCACCGCAGUCUACAAACGUUUUCCCACCAUGAGGCACAUGAUGGAGGCAGGUUUCAUGACUCCAGACGAACACAGAAAGUUUGAAAGCCUGAAUUCUCCUCACAACAAGUUCUGGGUUCCCUGUGUAUGGUUCGUCAAUUUAGCAGUGAAAGCAAGGAAGGAAGACCGAAUCAGUGACUAUGUGUCAUUGGCACACAUCUUCAGAGAAGUAAAUAACUUGCGCAGCCAAUGUGAGAAGCUGUACAGUUAUGACUGGAUCAGUGUCCCUCUGGUUUACACACAGGUUGUCACCAUUGCGGUUUACAGUUUCUUUCUGGCCUGUCUGAUUGGGCGGCAGUUUCUUGAUCCCAGUCAGGGUUAUCCAGGCCAUGAACUCGACCUUUACAUCCCUGCAUUCACCCUACUACAGUUUUUCUUUUAUGCGGGCUGGCUUAAGGUAGCUGAACAGUUAAUUAACCCUUUUGGUGAGGAUGAUGAUGACUUUGAGGCAAACUGGCUCAUCGAUAGAAAUUUCCAGGUUUCUCUCCUAGCAGUUGAUGAGAUGCAUCAGAACUUACCAGCUCUUGAAAAAGACAAAUAUUGGAAUGAUAAUGACCCUAAACCUCCAUACACAGCCGCGACAACUGAACACAGGAAACCUUCCUUCCUUGGCUCCACUUUUGACAUCAGCAUGCUUAAAGAGGAGAUGGAAUUUCAACCCCUGGAGCAGAUCAAUGAGAAUGAAGAAGUAAACCAUGCCACUCCACUUCUGAGUAACUUAGGCCGACUGCUGGGAGUUCAGGCAACAAACUUUCAGAACAUUUCCAGAUCUACUCCUCGAAUCAAUCUAACAAGGAAGAGGAACGGCACAUUUUCACCAGCUUCUAUGUUCAGUUUCUUGAGCUCAGAAUCAACACCCAAUGGGUUUCAAAAUGAGGCAGGGGAUUAUGACAGCUUCAUAUCCUCCUCACUUUAUGAUAGGCCCGGCUACUAUAGUGCUCCUCAAACACCUAUACAAUCUAUACCCAUGACAUUUCCACUCAAACGGAUUCCUUUGAAGAAGCCCUCCAAGCUAGCCAACAUUUCUGCCUUCCCUACUGCAAACCAAGGAAGUAACAGCAGUAUGCUGGCCUCAAAAGCUGAUGAGCUGGACAAACACAACAGCAUUAAUACAAAUAAAAUUGCUUACCUUAAUGAACCAUCUGAGAAAAUAAUAGUCGAGGACAGCAGUCAAAACGUAGCUGAAGUAGAAGGUGCUACAAGCUUAAGCAGCAAAAAAGCAAUUUUAGAGUCAUCCAGCAGCUUCAAUCCUGGUAGCAGCAACAGCCUACUUUUGAUUCCUGAAAGUCCACAUUUUCUCUUUUCAGAUUGCUCUUCAGAUACAAAUAGUCCCAACAAUAUAAAGCAAAAACUUGAUGAUUUUCAGGAAUGCAAACAUCCUAAAUUGACCCUUGAGUCCCUUGGAUAUGUCAACAACCCAAACCUUUCAAAUCCUUUACUAAAUACUCCUGGCAAUGAAACAACCAUUUCAACCUUUUCCUUCACACCAGUGUCUUCCCCAACGCUGGGAAGGUCAAGGAUGAUAAGUCAAAGCGGAAGUGUAUCUGGCAUUGAUUAUAAAGCAGGAAGUGCUUCUUCCCCAGCAUUUCCCGGAACAGGGACUUCUUCCAAGUACCUCAAUCUAUCAGUUCAGUCCAUGACUACUGCUGAAGGCACCAGUGAUAUCAGUACAAAACCAAUGCUGAAAAAUAAGACUGUGGCUCCAAAUGAUUCAAGCUUCUCCCUCAAUGAUGGGGACCUAGUCAACUUCAUGGACAUCAUAAUUGAAACUGCAGAACAUAGUCCGCAGAAUGGGAAGCAGGAUAACAACUCAGAAUCAAGUAAUUGA